This is a messenger RNA of Pneumocystis murina B123, 1507 nucleotides long. RefSeq lists its product as hypothetical. Gene Ontology annotation, molecular function: protein binding. Gene Ontology annotation, biological process: positive regulation of transcription by RNA polymerase I; rRNA processing. The record is from RefSeq and is a predicted model, not a curated record. The coding region runs from base 17 to 1507 and encodes 496 amino acids. NCBI's taxonomy places the organism in Eukaryota, Fungi, Ascomycota, Pneumocystomycetes, Pneumocystales, Pneumocystaceae. Gene Ontology annotation, cellular component: nucleolus. The transcript has 6 exons.
AAAAAAUAAUUAAUUUAUGGCUGCACCUGCUCCACGACUUAUACCUAAUAGAUUUUCAGCUGGACCAUUACCAGUCACUCCUGAACAAAAGUAUUGGCAAGGAUUUAAGUCAAAAGUUACAAUUAAAGAAAUUGCAUCUAUUUCGCAUAUUCAUUUUUGUUGCAAAGAACCUCAUGACUUUGCAGUUACGAGUUCAGCACGUAUACAGAUUUAUUCUUCUCAAACACGAACAGUAAAAAAAACGAUUUCUAGAUUCAAAGAUGUUGCAUAUUCUGGGGAAAUACGAGCAGACGGAAAACUUUUGAUUGCCAGCGAUAAUACGGGAACUGUUCAGUUAUUUGAUAUCUCAUCUCGUUCUAUUUUACGAAGUCUUUAUUCUCAUAAACUUCCUGUUCAUGUAGCAAAAUUUUCUCCUUAUUGUCUUACAACAUUUCUUUCUGCAUCUGAUGACAAAACAAUUCGUAUAUGGGAUCUACCAACAUCAACAGAAACGUGUAUACUUCAAGGAAAUAAUGAUUAUAUAAGAGCAGCUGAUUUUCUUUCUAUGUCUCAUGUUGUUUUAAGUGGUUGCUAUGAUGGUACAGUUCGUUUAUGGGACAUAAGAAUGCCUGAAAAAAAAAAUGAAAUAAAAAAUUUAAAUCAUGGAAAAAGUGUGGAUGCUGUUUUGUCAUUAAAAGAUGGUUCAAUAAUUCUUAGUGCGGGUGGACCGGUUAUUAAGGUUUGGGAUAUGAUAUCAGGCAAAAAUAUGCCUUUAAAAAUUAUACGGAAUCACCAAAAAAGUGUUAUAUGUCUUUCUAAAAAUAAUGAAAAUUCUAGGAUUCUUAGUGGAGGGCUUGAUGGUCAUGUAAAAAUAUAUGAUAUCAAAGAUUGGGAAAACGUGCAUGAUAUUAAAUAUCCAGCGCCAAUAUUAUCUCUGGGAUUAUCUCCGGAUAAUAAACAUCUUGCUGUUGGAAUGAUAUCGGGUUUGUUUUCUAUUCGAUCACGUCAGAUAGCGAAAUCUGUUCCACAAAAUCGGAAUAAAUUGAAGCAGUCUUAUACUGAAAUGAUUCAUGAAAAUAAUAAUCAGAAUUAUGGGAAUUUAAUUGUAGAAAAGAAAAGAAAAGCUCUUCGUCCAUAUGAUAAGGCAUUGAAAUCUUUUCAUUAUGCAGAUGCGUUGGAUUUGGUUUUAGAAAAUAAAUCACCUCUUGCUACUUUUACUGUAAUUAAUGAAUUAAAGCAUCGAUCGGGACUAUACCAAGCUUUACAAAACCGCGAUGAUGUAUCAUUGGAACCUAUUUUACGUUGGCUUAUUCGUUAUUUGCCAAAUCCUCGAUAUGUAUUUAUAAUUAUCGAAGUUCUUAUGUUAAUUAUUGAUAUAUAUGGAGCUGCAUUAGGUCAUUCUAUCUUAAUCCAAGGUCUUUUGUUACGUUUAUCAAAACAUGUUUCUCGUCAAAUUGAGUAUUGUAAAGAUGCUUGUUCAUGUAAUGGAAUGCUUGAAAUGCUUUUUCAUGGAAAUCAAGGGUCAUAA